AUGUCUCAAAUAAUUAACGUGGGAAUUCUCAUUCUAGUUGUUGUUGUUGCAGCAUUAAUACCACAGAACACAGAAGCUGCAGAGUAUGUAGUUGGUGGUGCUGCAGGUUGGAGUAUUCCUCGUGAAGGCGCUUCCUUCUAUUCCACCUCCGUCGCUAAUAUUACCUUCAGAAUAAACGACAUUCUUGUCUUCAACUUCAAUACAGGAGCCCACAACGUCAUCACACUUUCAAAGAAAGACUUUGAGAAUUGCAACGUGAAUGGAAAUAUAGAAACAUUCGCCUCAGGACCAGCAAGAAUCACUCUCAAUCGCGCUGGAGAAUACUAUUUCGCCUGCGGCUUCCCAAGUCACUGUAGCCUUGGCCAAAAGCUGAAUAUUAAUGUCACUGCAGGUUCUUCUUCCCUUGCUCCGCAGGAAUCUCCACCACCAACUGUGUCUGGUGCAGCCAUGUCUGUUGCUUCAACUGUCUCUGUUCUUCUCAUGGACAUUACUAUAAAUGUUCUAGAAUUAAUAGCAGUUAGUUACUCUUAA
Gastrolobium bilobum is the source of this 531-nucleotide messenger RNA. Its product is annotated as stellacyanin-like. Bases 1 to 531 code for a protein of 176 amino acids. The record is from RefSeq and is a predicted model, not a curated record. Gene Ontology annotation, cellular component: plasma membrane. Gene Ontology annotation, molecular function: electron transfer activity. Lineage: Eukaryota; Viridiplantae; Streptophyta; Magnoliopsida; Fabales; Fabaceae. The transcript has 2 exons.